Messenger RNA from Catharus ustulatus (Swainson's thrush), 1546 nucleotides. RefSeq names its product C-type lectin domain family 6 member A-like. The transcript has 6 exons. The record is from RefSeq and is a predicted model, not a curated record. NCBI's taxonomy places the organism in Eukaryota, Metazoa, Chordata, Aves, Passeriformes, Turdidae. The coding region runs from base 418 to 1113 and encodes 231 amino acids.
UGAAAAUAUGGGGAGACAGUUAAAUAAGAAAGUUAAAAAGAGGAAAAAAAACCUCCUAAAAAUGUCUUGAAAAGGAAGCCUAUCAGCUGAAAGUCUGAUAUGGGGAAGAAGGAGUGCAACUUCCUUUUCAGUUGUUAGGUUCUCAUUUUUCUUUUAUGUCUCAAAAUCUUCCAUGCUGCCAGGGCUGGUCUCCUGGGCUAAGAAACUGAAGAUGUCUUUGGGGCAUUUCUGAGCUACCAGGAAUUCUCAGGUUAUUGCCAGUGCUUCCAGUGCUCAGCACAGCCUUCUUUGAUGGGCAGAGGGUGAAAGAACAGAAGGGGAAGGCUCAGUAACCUUUGUGUCACCCUCUGGAAAUAAGGAGCUAAAAGGACCAAUUUUUAGGUGGCAAAGCUAAGGACAGGGUCCCACUGUGAUUCAAUGGCAUCAGAAAUCACCUAUGCUGAGGUGAAAUUCAGAAAUGAAUCACCGGCUCCAGUGGUCAAAGUACCUCCUGAGACAAAGAAGCCUGAGCACCUUCCCCAGAAAUACCCACUCUGGCUGCCAUGGUUGAUCUCACUGCUGCUUCUCUUGGUGUGCUUUGCCCUUGUUGUCGUCCUUGUGGUUCCCUUCUGGCACAGCAGUGACCAGCCCAGAGCCCUGCUGCAGCAGUUCUCGGAGUGGAAGUGCGACUCAGCAGCGCCACAAGGAACAGGCCAAGGCUGGACGUGCUGCCCACAGGGCUGGAGAAGGUUUCAAAGAAGCUGCUAUUUCCUCUCCCUUGAUAGGAUGAACUGGGCCAAGAGUGAGCAGAACUGCACUGGGAUGGGCUCCCAGCUGGUGGUGAUCAACAGCAAGGCAGAGCAGGAAUUCCUCAGCCAGCAGAUAAAAGCGUUUCCAAAAAGAGAGAAUUUCUACAUUGGUCUGCUUGAGGUCAAGGAUGGUCAGUGGGAGUGGGUGGACAGGACUCCAUAUAAUGUGACAGCAGUGUUCUGGAGAAAAGGAGAACCAAGUAAUCACCAUGAUGAAAACUGCACUGUAAUCCAUAAUCCUGAAAAAACUCUCAACAACUGGAAUGAUGUCCCAUCUGAUAGCAAGCAUCAUCGAAUUUGUGAAGCUGCAGCAGUAACUGUGUGAUGGAAAUACCCCUGUCCUGAGCAAAGCUGGGAGCUGAGCAGCGACCUGGGAACAAAACUGGGUGUGCUGUGAGGGAUGGGGAGCCCUGACACGUCUUCACUGUGUGGGAGGGCACCAUGUGGGUGUGGAAGUGAAAUGAGUUUUGUCCAGCAUCCCCAGUGCAUGGGGUAGCUCAGGGAACACAGGAAGGCUCAGGCUCAUUGAAGCAGGUCCUUUCUUCUUUUGUUCUGUUCUCUCUGAGAGGGUCCAGGCGCCUCUGGCUGAAAAGAGAUGGACUUCUCAAGGAGGAAGACACAGGAAUGGAAGACAGAUAUACAGAGAUUCAAUGUCUUUGGUCUGCUUGAGCAGAGGUCUUUGCUUUUUGUUGAGUCACACACAGAAUGUUCUCUAGUUGUCCUGGUUCUGCUGACAAAUUCUGGAAAUUUUCAUAAUA